This is a messenger RNA of Python bivittatus (Burmese python), 1531 nucleotides long. RefSeq names its product nuclear receptor subfamily 2 group F member 1 (gene NR2F1). Gene Ontology annotation, molecular function: zinc ion binding; DNA-binding transcription factor activity; sequence-specific DNA binding. Gene Ontology annotation, biological process: regulation of DNA-templated transcription. NCBI's taxonomy places the organism in Eukaryota, Metazoa, Chordata, Lepidosauria, Squamata, Pythonidae. The record is from RefSeq and is a predicted model, not a curated record.
GGCCUCUUCCCCGGCGGACCCCCUCCCUUUUUUUUUUCCUCCGCGGGCCCGAGAUAUGGCAAUGGUAGUUAGCAGCUGGCGAGAUGCGCAAGAGGACGUGGCCGGGGGCGGCCCCACCGGAGCAGCUCAGCCGGGCCGGGAUCCGCAGCAAGGGGCCUCGGCGGCCCCCCACACGCCGCAGACGCCGAGCCAGCCGGGCGCCCCGUCCACGCCGGGAGACAAGGGCCAGCAGCAGCAGGGCUCCGGGCAGAGCCAGCAGCAGCAGCAGCAGCAGCAGCACAUUGAGUGCGUGGUCUGCGGCGACAAGUCCAGCGGGAAACACUACGGGCAAUUCACCUGCGAGGGCUGCAAAAGUUUCUUCAAGCGGAGCGUCCGCAGGAACUUAACGUACACUUGCCGGGCCAACCGGAACUGUCCCAUCGACCAGCACCACCGCAACCAGUGCCAAUACUGCCGCCUGAAGAAGUGCCUCAAAGUGGGCAUGAGGCGGGAAGCGGUUCAGCGAGGAAGGAUGCCUCCGAGCCAGCCGAACCCGGGCCAGUACGCGCUGACCAACGGCGACCCGCUGAACGGACACUGCUACCUGUCCGGCUACAUCUCGCUGCUGCUGAGAGCCGAGCCUUACCCAACCUCACGCUACGGCAGCCAGUGCAUGCAGCCCAACAACAUCAUGGGCAUCGAGAACAUCUGUGAGCUGGCAGCACGGCUGCUCUUCAGCGCCGUCGAGUGGGCCCGCAACAUCCCCUUCUUCCCGGACCUGCAGAUCACCGACCAGGUGGCCCUGCUGCGCCUCACCUGGAGCGAGCUCUUCGUCCUCAACGCUGCCCAGUGCUCCAUGCCGCUGCACGUGGCCCCACUCUUGGCCGCUGCCGGACUCCACGCCUCACCCAUGUCUGCUGACCGCGUGGUGGCCUUCAUGGACCACAUCCGCAUCUUCCAGGAGCAGGUGGAGAAGCUCAAGGCCCUGCACGUAGACUCCGCCGAAUACAGCUGCCUCAAAGCCAUCGUCCUCUUCACCUCAGAUGCCUGUGGCCUGUCGGACGCGGCGCACAUCGAGAGCCUGCAAGAGAAAUCCCAGUGCGCCCUGGAGGAGUACGUGCGCAGUCAGUACCCCAACCAGCCCAGUCGCUUCGGCAAGCUGCUGCUCCGGUUGCCUUCGCUUCGCACCGUCUCGUCGUCGGUCAUUGAGCAGCUCUUCUUCGUCCGCUUGGUAGGUAAAACCCCCAUCGAGACGCUCAUCCGAGACAUGCUGCUUUCCGGCAGCAGCUUCAACUGGCCUUACAUGUCGAUCCAGUGUUCCUAGAGCAGCCCCUGGCCUCCCCCGCUUAGAGACCCGCCCCAGGCCCCGCGGCUGGGCGGCCAGGUGGGGGGUCCCGAGCGAGAGCAAAGAAAGGGACCCACACACGCCUCACUUCCCCAAGGCCGGGUGCCCGGAAACCUCGUCCUGGAGGAAAGACUGGCGGAGGCUGGCAACUCCGGCCCGGCGGUGGUGGCCAAAAGGGGCAGCUCGUGUGUGUGGAACCAACGGCGA